GGCGGGGCAGCCAGGCUUACUCUUCCAUUUGGAACCUGUGCUGGCAACAGCUGGCACGGGGCUGGAGGCAGGUUUAGUCCGGUUGCUAUGGGUGUAAGAAAAAGAGGAAAACCAUCUCAGUGGAAACUGCCCUGCGGUUGGCUCAGGCGCCCACGACACUGUAUUUAUAGAGAGCUCCCAGCAACUCGGAAUUCUUCGGUGUCGAGUUAACCCUUUCCGAGCCGCGGUGCCGGCCUGGUGUCAAAGGGGCGAAAUUCAGGACUGAGAUAGGACAGCUGGAUUGCAGCAGGGCUUGGAGCCAGCAGGGUGGGAGUGGUCAAUGGCCAGUCACCUGUCCUUUCUCACCGAAAAAGAAACUUCGGCUGUUGCAAGUGCGAGGAUCCGUGUAGGGGGAAGGGCAGCGGGUAGCCCAACACCCUCUCGUCGGAGUACCGGGUCUUCCCCCACCGGGGUCGAGCUAGGGUCCGGGUCGGGGGCGGGUCCAGGCCCUCGGCCCUGCCCAGCAGGCGGGCUCAGGCCUCGUCCUCGGAUCUCCGCCGCGGGGCCAAUCCAGCGUCUGGGGCGCACCCGGUGGCCUUUCCGGACCCGCAGCUUCCUCCGGCCGUCCCUCCCCUCGCACUCCCGCCCCCGGCCCCAGUCUGGCCGGGCUUCGCGGCGGCGGUGGCGGCGACUGGGCUGCGCCCCGCUGCGUCCCCGAGUCCCGGGAGUCGGCGCGGCGCGAACCCUCUGUGGCUCUCUACCCUUUAGGGUAGAGUGGACUUUUCAAGCUGAACCCUGCGUCUGUCUAAAGCCUGCUCUUCUACUCUCCCAUCAGCCAGAGUGACCUGAGGACAGCCUGGACCCCAAGCUCAUCAGCCUUGCCUGGCCUCUUCCUGCUUAGAUUUGGGUGGCCCUGAGGAAUUAGGAGGACAGAGGACCCUCUUUCUCCUCCACAGGCAGGAACAGCCACCUGCCACGGAGAGCCCAGCUGUCAGCUGCCCCAGAGGAAGAUGCUGCGAGGAUGGGGCGUCCCCAGUGUGGGUGUGUGUGUGCACGCAGCUCUGGGAGUACUCUGCCUCUGCCUUACAGGAGCUGUGGAGGUCCAGGUCUCUGAAGACCCUGUGGUGGCCUUGGUGGACACCGAUGCCACCCUACGCUGCUCCUUUUCCCCAGAGCCUGGCUUCAGUCUGGCGCAGCUCAACCUCAUCUGGCAGUUGACAGACACCAAACAGCUGAUUCACAGCUUCACCGAGGGGCGGGACCAAGGCAGCGCCUAUGCCAACCGCACAGCACUCUUCCCUGACUUGUUGGUGCAGGGCAACGCGUCCUUGAGGCUACAGCGUGUCCGAGUAACCGAUGAGGGCAGCUACACCUGCUUUGUGAGCAUCCGGGACUUUGACAGCGCUGCUGUUAGCCUGCAGGUGGCCGCCCCCUACUCGAAGCCCAGCAUGACCCUGGAACCCAACAAGGACCUGCGCCCAGGGGACAUGGUGAACAUCACGUGCUCCAGUUACCAGGGCUACCCCGAGGCCGAGGUGUUCUGGAAGGACGGACAGGGGUUGCCCUUGACCAGCAAUGUGACAACAUCCCAGAUGGCCAACGAGCGGGGCUUGUUUGACGUUCACAGCAUGCUGAGGGUGGUGCUGGGUGCUAAUGGCACCUACAGCUGCCUGGUGCGCAACCCAGUGUUGCAGCAAGAUGCUCACGGCUCCGUCACCAUCACAGGGCAGCCUGUGACAUUCCCCCCUGAGGCUCUGUGGGUGACCGUGGGGCUCUCUGUCUGUCUUGUGGUACUGCUGGUGGCCCUGGCCUUUGUGUGCUGGAGAAAGAUCAAGCAGAGCUGCGAGGAGGAGAAUGCAGGGGCUGAGGACCAGGAUGGGGAUGGAGAAGGAUCCAAGACAGCUCUGAGGCCUCUGAAACACUCUGAAAACAAAGAAGAUGAUGGACAAGAAAUAGCCUGACGGGGAGAUGUUGCCUUCCCAGGUCGGGGCCCCGCCUGUGGCUGUGUUGAGCCUCAAUGUGAGCCCUGCCCCCAGUGAAAGGGCUCGGCUCUGCAGGUCCACCUGUUCAUCAAAGGAUGUGGUGUGUAGGCCACCUACAGCCUUAUUUCUCUGAUGGACUUAAUUCCCGUCAUCCUGAAGCCUUACUUCUCCAGUGACACGAUACACGAACCAUUCUGCGGCCUUCUUUCUUACGGACACAACACACAGACCGUUCUGCCUCCGUGUUCCUCCAGUCAUCCAGUGGCCUUAUUUCUCCAGAGAUGCCACACACGAACCUGCCUUCGGCCUCACGUCUUACAGACACACGCACACCACCCGCACCUCCUUGCUCCUCCAAAGCCAGGUGGACCGUGUGACUGCUGUUAUGCUCCGAGGCACAGGCCGUUCAGACGAACCCCUGCCUUACUUUUCUGAAGACAGCCGCACAGUUACUUCUUGGUCGUUUCUCCCGUGGCCCUGGCCUAUCUUAGUUACCGUCCCUCGACCUCUGUUCUGACUGCCGAGGAUCCCAUCUCCUCAGCAUCUCCCAGGUCUUCAUCCUGACUCUCUUGCCCAGCUCUGACCCUGGCUUUGGUUGUCCCCCUCCCUAGCUAGGUGAGAGGGGGACUUGCUCCUCAUCUACACACACAGGUACCAGCAUACCUGCAGCUGUGCGUGCUGGAAUGCGUGCAGACCUGCCUUGCGAGGUCUCCUUUGGCUGCCCUGGGGUGUGUCCAUUCUCCCCACAGGAAGCAGGUGCUGGUCCCCCUGCUUCUCAGGGCCCUCAGGGCAUCAGCCUUCAACCCUAUGCUUUUCCAUGUUUGCAAUCUUUGUUACUUUUGCUUUCUUAGUAAAUUAACAAUCACUUGAGCAACCACGGGGGUCAUCACUGCUGGACGCCAGGGUCCUGCAGGAAAAUCGGAGGCUCUUCCCUCUAGACCUCGCCCCAACUUGGAAAUGGGUUUGCUCUCUACUGUACCCAUCUGUGCCCACAACUCCUGGAUACCUCACCCUCAGCCUACACUAUCCCUGACCCAGGGCCCAGGGAGGGGCAGAAACCUGGAGAAAGCCCAGCCCUUGCCAUACCUGGAGAGCUGGCUAUUUUCCAGUCUUUCUAGAUGUGGACUGGAAGGCAGGUGGCCACAGCUAGUCAGACCUGAGUUGGGGCAGCAGCCUGCGCCAUGCUGAGACCAUCUUAAUAGCUGGAGCCUGGGGAGGCUGCUCCCUACCACGGUGCUAUUUUGGAGCUGGGGCAUAUACCUGGUUUGUCUCUGGCAGCCCUGGCUUCUGGCAAAGCAGAACUGCUGAUGUCCCCCUGAAGGCAUGUCUCCAACCCUGGUACUGAAGAAAAUGAGGAAAAUUUAAACAGACUCUGGCCAGGUGUGGUGGUGCACACCUUUAAUCCCAGCACUCAGGAGGCAGAGGCAGGCAGAUCUGUGAGUUCGAGGUCAGCCUUGUCUACAGAGUGAGUUCUAAGACAACUAGGGCUACUCAGAGACUGUCUCAAAAAACUGUCUCAAAAAAACUAAACUAAAAUAAAAUAAAUACGGGAUUCUGUAAACUGGGUGUCUUUUGGGAGAAUUAAAUAUCUUUGUCUUCCCGUA
Messenger RNA from Meriones unguiculatus (Mongolian gerbil), 3565 nucleotides. RefSeq names its product CD276 molecule (gene Cd276). The transcript is spliced from 8 exons. NCBI's taxonomy places the organism in Eukaryota, Metazoa, Chordata, Mammalia, Rodentia, Muridae. The record is from RefSeq and is a predicted model, not a curated record. Bases 990 to 1940 code for a protein of 316 amino acids.